GAGCGACCAGUCUGGAAACAACUGACACCUUCUGUGUGCUUUUUCUUCCUGUUUAACAGGCAUUGCCUGGUAGUCCUGGGGCCAAAGGUGGACCUGGAGAUAAAGGUGAGCCUGGUCCCAGAGGUCAUGCUGGCAUGUCCGGUGCCCCUGGACCUUUGAGAGGUCAACCCCUGGACCUUUGGGCGAGCCUGGGGUUCCUGGUAUGGAAGGAGUUUCUGGUCCCAAGGGAGACCGAGGUCAGCGCGGUCCAGUGGCUCCACAAGGAAUAGUCGGAAAGGCUGGAAGCAAAGGAGAGAGAGGACCGAUGGGCGUUCCAGGUGCUCAAGGUCUGAGUGGAACCAAAGGAGACAAGGGCUUCCAAGGAAGAGGUGGACCCAAAGGAGACAUUGGAGACCCUGGUGUGGAGGGGCUGGCUGGUGAGAAAGGUGAAAAGGGUAUGUCUGGAGAACCUGGCCCUAAAGGACAGGUGAGUUGUUUGUUUGUGACAGGGUAUGUCUGGAGAAUCUGGCCCUAAAGGACAGGUGAGUUGUUUGUUUGUGACAGGGUAUGUCUGGAGAAUCUGGCCCUAAAGGACAGGUGAGUUGUGUAUGAUCAUGUGUUAAGUAAAUAUACACUUCAUGCACUUGUAUUCAGCCUAAAUUUGUUUGCAGCACAGAGUGAGGGGAGACCUUGGACAUAACGGUCCAACUGGAGACUGUGGGAGAUGUAGUGGCGAGGGAAUGGUUAGGGUUUUAUAGGAAGUACUGGAA
Molecule: messenger RNA, 749 nt
Organism: Entelurus aequoreus (snake pipefish)
Lineage: Eukaryota; Metazoa; Chordata; Actinopteri; Syngnathiformes; Syngnathidae
Product: collagen alpha-2(IX) chain-like
Exons: 9
Coding region: 203-514 (103 amino acids)
Source: RefSeq, a predicted model, not a curated record